This is a messenger RNA of Vanrija pseudolonga, 537 nucleotides long. RefSeq names its product Puromycin N-acetyltransferase. The record is from RefSeq and is a predicted model, not a curated record. The coding region runs from base 1 to 537 and encodes 178 amino acids. The transcript is spliced from 5 exons. NCBI's taxonomy places the organism in Eukaryota, Fungi, Basidiomycota, Tremellomycetes, Trichosporonales, Trichosporonaceae. Gene Ontology annotation, molecular function: acyltransferase activity, transferring groups other than amino-acyl groups.
AUGUCACUCACCAUCCGCACGCUCGACCCUGCCCGCGUGACUGACGCCGAGCGGGAUGCCUUGACCGACGUGCUCGCGCGGUCGUUUGGGACCUACACGCCCCAUGUGCUCCUGUACGGCGCUGACGCCGACCUUGACGACCUCGUGAUGCGCAUCUGCGUCGACCACGCGCUGAAGCGGCAUGUCGUGGUGGUCGCGGAGCGCGGCGGCGCCGUUGUCGGCGUCGCGAUGUGGCUCUUUGAGAACCUCCAGCCGGCAUACAUCAAGGAAGCGUUCGGCGACGCCACCAAGCAGUGGUGGCUGCUUGCGCAGCUCGGCGUCAGCCCGAGCGAGAAGGGGACCGGCGUGGGAUCGGCGCUGCUCAAGGCCAAGCGCGAGGAGACGGACACGCCGCUGUAUCUCAACACGCAGACCCCGGCCAACGUCGCGUUCUACGAGAAGAACGGGUACGACGUGCGUGCCGACAAGGCGUUCGACGUGCCGUGGUCUGAAGAGAAGUGGCACGACCACUUUAUGAGCAACCCAGGCGACGCGUAG